Messenger RNA from Cuscuta europaea, 2226 nucleotides. The record is from the annotation of a GenBank genome assembly. NCBI's taxonomy places the organism in Eukaryota, Viridiplantae, Streptophyta, Magnoliopsida, Solanales, Convolvulaceae.
UGAAAGACCAAUCGACACUUAAGAAUUUAGAUGAUUUAUUAAAGGGAGGUGAUGCAUUCUUCCAACGUUCACCUCAUACUCUAGACAAGGUAUGUUGAGCUAUCGAUAUGUCAUGGUAGAGUCAAUGAAUGUGGUCGAGGAGAACAACUAUAAGCUACCACACCAUGUAAAAAGACAUAAUGAGAAGAAAAGGAAGGCUACCUGUGACAAUAGAGGUAGAAAUGACUAAUUUAGAUGUCACACAUUGCAAGAUGUCCCAAAAAUUAAGCUGCCAGCAUGAAUCUACUGAUGAGAUGCAUGAGGAAGCUCAGGAGCAAUUCAUAAACGUUUACCCUUUUCUGAUAGUACUUCUCAUUCUUCUCAUGCUUUUGAUCUAGUUCAUAUGGAUGUGUGGGGCCCUUUUAGAGUUCAAUCUUAUUCUGGUUAUAAAUAUUUUUAACUGUUGUUGAUGAUUACACUAGAUGUACUUGGGUUUUUCUCAUGAAAACUAAAUCUGAAGUCAAAUUUCAUAUGAUGAACUUCUAUAAUCUCAUAAACACUCAGUUUCAUGCAAAAAAUAAGAUUAAUAGAACUGAUAAUGGUACUAAAUUUAUAUUUCCUUCUUUUUAUACUACUCAUGGUAUUAUUCAUCAACUUUCUUGUGUUGAAACUCCUCAACAAAAUGCUAGGGUCGAAAGGAAACAUCAACACAUUCUUCAAGUUGCUAGAUCUCUUCUUUUUCAAUCUUGUUACCUCUUAUGUUUUUGGUCUGAUUGUAUUCUUACUGUUAUUCACAUUAUUAAUAGAAUACUUACGGUCAUUCUUAACAAUAAGUCUCCUUAUGAAUUAUUAGAUAACAAACCUCCUGAUUGUUCUCAUUUAAUAGUCUUUGGAUCUCUUGUUUAUGCUUCUACCUUAACUGUUGUAGAUCUAAAUUUAUUUUUAUUGGUUAUCCUUUAGGAUCUAAAGGAUAUAAACUAUAUGAUACAAAUAAUCACAAAUUUAUCUCCAGAAAUGUUAAAUUUUAUGAAAUGAUUUUUCCUUAUAAAAAUAAUACUACUUUUAAAAACAAUCAUACUCAUUCUAGUGAUACUAUUCAUAAUGUUUUAAGUAAUAAUGAUAACUCUUAUGACUUUAACAAUCUUUCUAACUAUACACAAAACUUUUAGAAAAUCAAAUUAUUGAUGAAAUCAAUAUUAUCAAUAUGCAUGAUUCUCCUAAUAAUGAUUACAGCACUUUACACACUAACAACUCUGUUCCAGAAGAACAUUCCCCUAGGAGAUCCACAAGAGUAAGGUCUUUUCCUAUACAUCUUCAAGAUUAUACUUAUGAAUUGCCUAGUUCCAUUACUUCAGGUAUACAUACUUCUUCUUCCUCUUGUAAUUCUGUUAGAUAUCCUAUUCAGAAUUAUAUUACAUAUAAUAGAUUAAGUACUUCUCAAUCUUGUUUUACUGCUGCUCUUUCUAAAAUAACUGAACCUAAGACCUAUAAUCAAGCUGCUAAAUUCCCUGAAUGGCAGGAUGCUAUGAAAACUGAAAUCCAAGCACUUGAGAAAAAUAACACUUGGGUUCUUGUUAAUCCUCCUCCUAAUCAGAAUGUUAUUGGAUGUAAAUGGGUUUUUAAAACUAAGUUAAAACCUGAUGGUUCUUUAGAAAGAUACAAAGCUAGAUUAGUUGCUAAAGGUUAUACUCAGGAAGAAGGCGUUGACUAUUUUGAUACUUUUUCCCCUGUUGUGAAACUCACCAUUGUCAAGAUCAUUUUAGCCAUUGCUAGUGCUAAAAACUGUUUUUUACAUCAAUUAGAUGUAAAUAAUGCUUUUUUACAUGGUGAUUUAAAUGAAAAUAUUUUUAUGCAGCCUCCUCCAGGUUAUUUGGCUCCUGAUGAUAAUAGAAUUUGCAAAUGAGUCAAAAGCCUGUAUGGACUUAAACAGGCUUCUAGACAGUAAUUUUAUAUAUAUAUACAAAAGCUCUUGGAAAUCCAUUAUUCAAACAAUUUGCGGUCAAGAUGAACAUGAUGGACAUACAUGCUCCUCUUGACGGGGCGUAUCAAGACUAAUUGCUCUGGACUGUGGAUAUUAAUUUUACUUGGACUUCACAUUAGCUUUUGGGCAUAUUUGUAUUCUGCUUAUAUAUUAGACAGGCCCAUUCGUAUUUAGUAUAAAUUAGACUGAACAGUUGUAAAUUAGGUAUCCAAAACAUUUUUCUUUCUUCUUCUUCCGCUUACAUGCUCUGAAUCAUACGUUCUGUU